Molecule: messenger RNA, 493 nt
Organism: Sipha flava (yellow sugarcane aphid)
Lineage: Eukaryota; Metazoa; Arthropoda; Insecta; Hemiptera; Aphididae
Exons: 2
Coding region: 1-423 (140 amino acids)
Source: RefSeq, a predicted model, not a curated record
AUGAAGUACUUGCCGAAACGCAUCGGCAAUGCCAAACCGCAACACGUUGCGUUUGUUUCUUCCCAAAAGAAGGAAGUUAUUAUAAAUAUUUAUAAAACCAAAAAAAAUGAGUUUCCGGAUAUGAAAUACAAGGACCUCAUUCAAGUAGUUUCCCAAAUAUCAGGCGUAGGAAAAAAUACUGUUGGAUCAACAAUUUCUGAAUAUAAAAACACUGGAUUACUCAAAUCGUCUAAUAAAAAGAAAAACCGGACUUUUAUAAUUCAAAAAAUUGAUGACUUUGAAAAAAAUGCUAUUCGUCGUAAAAUUUACGAUUUCUGGUUGAAACGCGAAAUACCGACGCUUAACAAAAUUUUGACUGCCGUAAAUACUGACCAAGACUUGCCUAAUUUGUCAUUGACACCUUUAUACAGCCUUAUGAAGUAAAUUAAUUUUGUAUAUAAAAAAAGGCAACGAAAUAGUGCGUUGCUUGAAAGCGAUCACAUUGUCAGUUGGA